Zingiber officinale is the source of this 713-nucleotide messenger RNA. RefSeq names its product probable calcium-binding protein CML18. The transcript is spliced from 2 exons. Gene Ontology annotation, molecular function: calcium ion binding. Bases 30 to 572 code for a protein of 180 amino acids. The record is from RefSeq and is a predicted model, not a curated record. NCBI's taxonomy places the organism in Eukaryota, Viridiplantae, Streptophyta, Magnoliopsida, Zingiberales, Zingiberaceae.
UGGAAUCCUUCGUCGCUCGCUUCUCUCCAAUGGCGAAGACCCCGGCGUCGUUGUCGUCCCUGUCGCCGUCGCGCUCCCCCUCCGUUGGCUUGCAUCGGAUGGAUGAGCUGGAGAAGGUGUUUGCCCGCUUCGACUCCGAUUCUGACGGGCGGAUCUCCGCCUCGGAGCUCGCUGCCGUCCUCCGCGCACUGGGCUCCGAUCCCUCUCCGGACGAGAUCCGCGACAUGAUUGCCGAGAUGGACACGGACCGCGAUGGAUUCGUUGACUUCCAGGAGUUCGUCGCCUUCCACCUCAACGCCUCCCGCGACACCGCGGAGGCGGAGCUCAGGGAUGCCUUCCGAAUGUACGAUCUCAACAAUGACGGUCUUAUAUCGGUGGAGGAGCUCCAUCGCGUGCUGAGGAGCCUGGGGGAGAAAUGCUCGAUGACGGACUGCACGCGGAUGAUCCGAUCCGUCGACUCUGACGGCGACGGAAGCGUCAAUUUCGAGGAGUUUAGAAAGAUGAUGGGCGGCGGUAGUUGCUGCGAUGGAGAAGGAAAGCCCACUGGAGCAUCAGGCCAUCUGUUGCCAUGAGAUUAGAGUGCUUUAUUUUCUUGGAAGCAUAACUAUUGUCAAAAGGAUGUUGGGGGAAAAAAAUCAACUGAGCGACUCUCAUUUACUAAAUCAUCAAGGGAAGGAUGACUUCAUUUGGUGCCCUCUGCUAAAUGCGGUGAU